Messenger RNA from Condylura cristata (star-nosed mole), 1234 nucleotides. It is a transcript of the gene WHR1, whose product is annotated as serine/threonine kinase 19. Lineage: Eukaryota; Metazoa; Chordata; Mammalia; Eulipotyphla; Talpidae. The transcript has 7 exons. Gene Ontology annotation, molecular function: protein serine/threonine kinase activity. The record is from RefSeq and is a predicted model, not a curated record. Gene Ontology annotation, biological process: positive regulation of Ras protein signal transduction; protein phosphorylation. The coding region runs from base 109 to 873 and encodes 254 amino acids.
GACGCCAAGUUGACGCUCAACGUCACUAAGCUGCGCCGGAAAAUUCUAUUUUGGUGAUGUCUUUGCUCUACGCCUGCCUUCUCCCGGCACCGUAAGCUCUACAGGGAUAUGAGCCGAAAGAGGCAUAGUCUGGUCCAGGAGACCUUUGGAUUGAAGAGGCGUCGGGAGCGAGGCCCCACGGAGGCAGAUCCUUUGAGGGGCGAGUCAGGGUCGGCGCGUGCCGCCGUGGCGGAGCUGGUGCAGCUGUUCCCGCGGCGUCUGUUCGAGGAUGUUCUGCCACCCAUUGCGCUCAGGAGCCAAGUGUACAGCCUUGUGCCGGACCGGACAGUCGCUGACCGGCAGCUGAAGGAGCUUCAAGAGCAGGGGGAGAUCAGAAUCAUCCAGCUAGGCUUCGACUUGGACGCCCAUGGAAUUGUCUUCGCCGAGGACUAUAGGACCAGAGUCCUCAAGGCCAGCGAUGGCCGGCCGUAUGCUGGGGCAGUACAGAAGUUUCUCACUUCCGUGCUUCCAGCCUGUGGGGACCUAAGUUUCCAGCAGGACCAAAUGACACAGACCUUUGGCUUCAGAGACUCAGAGAUCACGCAGCUGGUGAACGCUGGCGUCCUCACGGUCCGAGAUGCUGGGAGCUGGUGGCUAGCGGUGCCUGGAGCUGGGAGGUUCAUCAAAUAUUUUGUUAGAGGACGCCAGGCUGUCCUUGGGAUGGUCCGGAAGGCCAAAUACCGAGAGCUGCUCCUUUCAGAGCUCCUGGGCCGCCGGGCACCUGCCGCGGUGCGACUUGGCCUCGCCUACCACGUGCACGACCUCAUUGGGGCCCAGCUGGUGGACUGUGUCUCCACCUCUUCUGGAACCCUCCUCCGCCUGUCAGAAACGUGAGGAUUGUGCGUGUUGUUGCUCACCUCCCCUGAGCGGGCUAUGGAGCGCCCAUCAGUGGCCGAGACUGGUCACCUUGGGAAGGACAGGCGCCAGUAUGAGGCGCACUUGCAUCCGUGCAGAGGGCCAAGCGUGACUGUACUGUUUACCUGGGCUCUGACCCGGGAUGGGGUGUGGGCAGUGCUUUUCUGCCCUCCAUGGCAAUAGAGCCGAAACCGUUUCAAGGCCACAGCUACUGCUUUCAUGCAGCAAGGUGCUGCUGCUAUUGUGUUGGGAUAGGAAAGUGGGGUGUCCGGGGUAGCUGGUAAAGGAGCAUGGGGCUCUCUUCUUGAAGUGUUGGGUUCAAACUGCCAAAUAAAAUACU